CUAUGCUGACCAACGCGAAUUUAAAUGUGCGCAGGCAUGUAAUUCACAGUUGGACGGGGUUAGAAUGGCUCUGAAAAGCGCGCUAUGAAUGGCGAGACAGGAUCAGCUGAAGGCUGCGGUCACUGCAGGACGAUAAACAAGUGUAAAGGAUUAGCAAUCCUCUAUGGAGCAGGUGAUCGAGCGUGUGUUUGCCUCUGGGGUGGCAGCUCGUCUGCGGAGCCAGUGGGACCGCAGCGAGGGCCUGGGUCAAAACGACAAAGCCCUCCGGUUCCUCGGCCAGGACUUUGAGUCUCUCCGAGCCCAGUGUCUGAAGUCUGGCUGUCUGUUUGAAGACGAGGCAUUUCCUCCUCAACUGUCCUCGUUAGGCUUUAAGGAGCUGGGACCACGAUCCUCAAAAACACAAGGGGUCCGCUGGAUGAGACCUACGGAGUUUUGUUCUGAUCCUCACUUCAUUGUAGACGGAGCCACUCGCACAGAUGUUUGUCAGGGAUCUCUAGGUGACUGUUGGCUACUGGCUGCCAUAGCCAGUCUAACCUUAAAUGAGACCCUGCUGCACAGGGUGGUUCCCCAUGGUCAGAGCUUCCACCAGCAGUAUGCAGGGAUCUUUCACUUCCAGAUCUGGCAGUAUGGGGAGUGGGUUGACGUGGUGAUUGAUGACAGGCUGCCGGUGAGGGAUGGAAAGCUGCUGUUCCUACAUUCAGCAGAAGGGGCAGAGUUCUGGAGUGCCCUGCUGGAGAAGGCCUAUGCCAAGCUUAAUGGCUGCUACGAGGCCCUGUCAGGGGGCAGCACGUCGGAGGGCUUUGAGGACUUCACCGGAGGUGUGACAGAGAUGUUUGAGCUGAAGAAACCUCCACCAGAGCUGUACAGCAUCAUCUGGCGAGCGGUGGAGAGAGGCUCCUUGCUGGGCUGCUCCAUAGACAUAUCUGGCUUCUUUGAAAUGGAGGCCAUGACCUUCAAGAAGCUGGUCAAAGGCCAUGCUUAUUCUGUGACCGGGGUGGACGAGGUAGAGUAUCGGGGCAGUCCUGUCAAGCUGCUACGCAUCCGAAACCCCUGGGGGGAGGUGGAGUGGACCGGACCCUGGAGUGACAACUCGAAGGAGUGGUCAGGAGUGGAGCCCUCGGUCAGAAAGAGACUCUAUAACCGCAGUGAGGAUGGAGAGUUCUGGAUGUCAUUCAGUGACUUCCUGCGCGAGUUCAGUCGUCUGGAGAUCUGCAACCUGACGGCGGACGCGCUCCAGGCCAGCCAGGUGAAGAAGUGGAGCGCAGCCCUCUACCCUGGGGAGUGGAGGAGAGGGAGCACGGCAGGGGGCUGCAGAAACUACCCAGCUACAUUUUGGCUCAACCCCCAGUACAAAGUGGCUCUACAGGAACCGGAUACAGAAGGCCAAUCAGGUUGCAGCUUCCUGGUUGCAUUGAUGCAGAGGGAUCGUCGUAGGCAAAGGCGGGAAGGAAAGGACAUGGAGACCAUUGGAUUUGCUGUGUAUGAGGUUCCACAGGAGUGUGCAGGUAGGGUUGGGGUGCACCUGAAGCGAGACUUCUUCCUGACUCAUGAAUCCAGGGCUCGCUCGGAGCUGUUCAUCAACCUGCGCGAGGUCAGCUCUCGCUUCUGUCUGCCCGCCGGAGAGUACAUCAUCGUUCCCUCCACCUUCGAGCCCCAGAAAGAUGGAGACUUUGUGCUGCGGGUCUUCUCAGAGAGACCGGCAGACUCCCAGGAAUUAGAUGACGACAUAGAAGCUGAUCUGCCAGAAGAGGUAGAACUGGACGAGAGCCAGAUUGACGCCGGUUUCAAGGAUCUCUUCAGGAAGCUGGCUGGACCAGAGAUGGAAAUCACUGUGUCCAAGCUCGGGACGAUCCUCAAUCGGAUUAUCAGCAAGCAUAAAGACCUAAAGACGGACGGCUUUGCAAAGGAGGCGUGUCGCUGCAUGAUUUCUCUAAUGGAUACCACAGGCAGUGGAACGCUGGGAUUGACAGAGUUUCAUGUCCUGUGGGAGAAAAUCAAACGCUACCUGAUCGUGUUUAGGAAGUUUGACCUGGACAAAUCAGGCACUAUGAGCUCCUAUGAAAUGCGAAUGGCGCUGGAAGCUGCUGGCUUCAAGCUUACCAACCACCUGUUCCAGCUGAUUAUCCUGCGCUACGCCAAGGAUGACAUGAGCGUAGACUUUGACAACUUUGUCACCUGUCUGAUUCGUUUGGAGACCAUGUUCAAAACAUUUAAAGAAAUGGACACUGAUGCAGAUGGGGUGGUGUCCUUCAGUUUCGUCCAGUGGAUCUCCCUCACCAUGUUUGCCUAGAAGGAUGGAAUAUCCCUGAAACAAUCCUCCGUGCUCUGCCGGCUCCUCUGUUCCUGUGACUCAUGUCUCCUCUUCACCACACCAAGAGGUUGUACUAUAUAUCACUGCGAUGGGUUCAGUAGCUGGGACUUUGGUACAUGUAAUGAAUUGUUGCAUGACACAGUGGAAAAUAAAAGUGCCUACACUACGUUGGCUGAUUUUGUGGAUACAAAAAAUACUAGUAGAAUGGAUCAAUGAAAAUAUUUAAUUGGUUUUA
Molecule: messenger RNA, 2546 nt
Organism: Osmerus eperlanus (European smelt)
Lineage: Eukaryota; Metazoa; Chordata; Actinopteri; Osmeriformes; Osmeridae
Product: calpain-1 catalytic subunit
Exons: 22
Coding region: 164-2290 (708 amino acids)
Biological process (GO): proteolysis
Cellular component (GO): cytoplasm
Molecular function (GO): calcium ion binding; calcium-dependent cysteine-type endopeptidase activity
Source: RefSeq, a predicted model, not a curated record